This is a messenger RNA of Neolamprologus brichardi, 1753 nucleotides long. Lineage: Eukaryota; Metazoa; Chordata; Actinopteri; Cichliformes; Cichlidae. The record is from RefSeq and is a predicted model, not a curated record.
AUGGCACAUCCCCCUGAUACAGACAGUGACAUCACUCUGAGGGAAUGGCUGGAGGGAGUGAAAGAGUACGGCAAGGGGAUAAAGCUGGACUUUAAGAGCAUGGAGGCUGUGUCAACAUCUUUAGUCCUGCUGCAGGAGGUGCUGACUGAGCCAUACCGUCCUGUGUGGAUCAACGCAGACAUCUUCUCGGGUCCUGGGGGGCAGAUCGUACCUCUGGAGCAUCACACCUUCCUCUCUGUUGUGACUCAUCUUCCCUCACACACUGUGCUGUCUCUGGGCUGGACUACAGGAUGGACUGCUGGGACAGAUAAUCCAGGUCCUUCUCUUAUGAUUGAAGCUGACAUUGUCAUGAGAGGUCGUGAUCCCAAAGAGCCAAUCAUGGCACAUCCCCCUGAUACAGACAGUGACAUCACUCUGAGGGAAUGGCUGGAGGGAGUGAAAGAGUACGGCAAGGGGAUAAAGCUGGACUUUAAGAGCAUGGAGGCUGUGUCAACAUCUUUAGUCCUGCUGCAGGAGGUGCUGACUGAGCCAUACCGUCCUGUGUGGAUCAACGCAGACAUCUUCUCGGGUCCUGGGGGGCAGAUCGUACCUCUGGAGCAUCACACCUUCCUCUCUGUUGUGACUCAUCUUCCCUCACACACUGUGCUGUCUCUGGGCUGGACUACAGGAUGGACUGCUGGGACAGAUAAUCCAGGCUACAGCUGGGAUAUGGUUCAUAUGAUGGAGAAGAUCUGUAGAGACCUUAAACAUCCCGUAACAUUCCCAGUACGUGCAGCUCUGCUGGCCAAGUCCUUCUCCCAGCUGACAUGGCUGCUGAAGCAGUCAGACAGGUACACUCUAACUGUGUGGACGGGCCACAGUGAUGAGUUCUCACUGCAGGACUUGCUGCCCUACAGAGAAGAGUUUGCCACGAGCAGGAUUUACUUUGACCUGCCAGACUCUCUGAGAGCACGGAUCAUUUCAGCACAAUAAGCAAAUAUGAAUCCAGUGAGACGUUGUCUGGCUGUGACAUUAACUGGUGCACCUGCAAGUGAAAACUAACUUCAUCCUGAAUUUAUCUGAAGCUCACUUCCUGUUAAAACAGAGUUCAUCCUCCCCAUGGUCACCGACUGCUUGCUCAUAGGAAUCGUCUAUUCAUGAGGAUCCUCUGCGGUACUGUAAGGUGUCUGCCUCACAGUAUUAAGGCCAUGACAUUAAUGUUACUGGGGCUGGUGCAUUUCAAAUCAAAAGAUGCUCUAAGCCCUCUUGUAUGUAAUAUUUUCUGUUUUCUCUACCGAUUCUUUUUUUUGGGUGGGAUAAAAAAAUCUGCAAAUCAGCCGAGUCCAGUCACGUUGUGUUUUUGUUUGUUUGUUUUUUAAAGAGUGUUAGUCUAUUUUCAAGUGGGACGAAUCAGACAGUUUCGAGCAGAAGGGGGCUCUUUCCCACACAGGUUGGACUUUCCUUCACUUACACGGCCUUUUGGCUGUGCCUUUGUGUCUUUCAGAUUCUCUUAAAAAUAUAUUUAGUUCAAGUUACACUAGAUAACAAAGUGCAUAUGAGGAAGGAUAUUAUACCCCUUCAAACGAGUGAUUCAUGACCCCCAAUAAAAUGAUUUAUGAGUAAUAAAGGACGUAAUAAAACAAAUGGCUGUCAUAAAAAUAUGUUGUUAAUAAAAUUAUUAAUAACAUAUUUUUAAUAACAUGAAAUUAUCAUAUUAAUAAAACUAUUAGUAAAAUAAUCAUAUUUCAUAACUCAUUCAAUAAUUCAAAAGUUA